AUGCCUCGUAGCUCAAAAUGCCAAUAUAUCAGGCUUGAAGUCAUUAGUGGCAAAAAUCUCAAAGUCCCUUCUGAGCACAUUCCCACAGGGGUUUACAUAUCCCUCAAUGCCAACCCAAAGAGACCCUGGAAAUCAACCAUUGGAGUUCUAUCAUCAGAUGGAUCUACAGCAUGGGGUGAGACCGUGACCCUAUCAUUACACAAGUCACCCAAAUUAUUGGUGGAGAUCAGGGCCUUCUUUGAGCUCAAUCAGAUGCUGGGCAACAGAGAAGUUGUUGGAACACUUGAAAUGUCAUGGGAUGCACUGCUCAAUCAUGGGAAUGAACCUUUUGACAUCUCCUUCCCGUCCGUUCAUGGUGCUCACCCUUCCCUCACAAUAAAGGUCAUGGUUCAACAUAACUGUGACAAUCAGGACAGUGCAUGGCUAGACAUGAGUGACAUCAGCCUCUGUUGCUAGUUUUGUUGAUGGAACACUGUUAAGGUUGUACUCAAAGGGUAACUGGAU
Messenger RNA from Suillus subaureus, 504 nucleotides. RefSeq lists its product as uncharacterized. The coding region runs from base 1 to 456 and encodes 151 amino acids. NCBI's taxonomy places the organism in Eukaryota, Fungi, Basidiomycota, Agaricomycetes, Boletales, Suillaceae. The transcript has 4 exons. The record is from RefSeq and is a predicted model, not a curated record.